Molecule: messenger RNA, 2197 nt
Organism: Oryzias latipes (Japanese medaka)
Lineage: Eukaryota; Metazoa; Chordata; Actinopteri; Beloniformes; Adrianichthyidae
Gene: ctu2
Product: cytosolic thiouridylase subunit 2 homolog (S. pombe)
Biological process (GO): tRNA wobble position uridine thiolation
Cellular component (GO): cytosol
Molecular function (GO): sulfurtransferase activity; tRNA binding
Source: RefSeq, a predicted model, not a curated record
AAGACAGCCUGCAUGCAAACCGCUAUAGCGGAAGUGACGUAAUAUUUGCACAUGCGUAGACUGAUCGGGUAGCGACACGGGGUACCGAUCGGGUAGUGUGAGAGCAGAUUCCUGGAUUGUUCCUGUAUAUUUCGUUUCAACGAUGUGCCAGGUGGAGGAAGACUACCAGCCGAAACUGGAGCGCACGCAGGCGCACAGUGUUUGCAGAAAAUGUGUCAAAUGCAAAGAGGAGCAGGCAGCAGUUCUGAUCCGUGCAGGAGACCCUUACUGCAGGAGCUGCUUCAGAGAGUACUUCACUCACAAGUUCAGAGCCAUGCUGGGAAAAACCAGGCUCAUCUUUCCUGGGGAGAAGGUGCUGCUGGCCGUCUCUGGAGGCCCCUCCUCUUCUGCCAUGCUCAGUCAAGUCCAACAGGGUUUGGGUCAAAGCGCUCAGAAGAAGCUCCGGUUCUUGCCUGGACUCGUCCACAUUGAUGAGGGGGGCGCUCUCGGCCUGUCUUUGGGGGAGAGGCAGCGGCUGGUGUCUGAGCUGAAGGCGAUCUUCCAAACCUCUGGAUUCCCCUUCCACGUCAUCCCUCUGGAGCAGGUUCUGGACCUCCCCACUUCAGCUGUGAAUACGACCCCACCCAGCUCUGACAGAGCUCCUGACUGCUACAAAGCAGCGGGGGACGGCGGAGAGCUGCAGCAGGGGGGGGCGCUGGCUGAGCCGAGUGUCCACGAGGCCCAGACCCGAUCUCUGCAGCAGCUGCUGGGUUCUGCUACAACGCUGACGGCCAAGGAGGAGCUGCUCCGUACUCUGAGGCAGCACCUGCUGGUCCACGAGGCUCGAACCCGCGGCUACAGCAAACUCCUGCUGGGGGAGAGCUGCACCCGGCUGGCCGUCAGACUGCUCACCUGCGUCAGUCUGGGCAGAGGAGCUCACCUGGCUCAGGACACGGGUUUCUCCGACUGCAGAUUUGGAGAUGUCACGUUCGUCCGACCGAUGAGGGAGUUCUCAGCCAAAGAAAUCGCCGUCUACAACCACAUGUUCCGCGUGCCGACCGUGGUCAUUCCCAGCCUGGAGACCAAGACGCUGGAGAAGGCCAGCAUCCAGCGCCUGAGCGAGAGCUUCGUCAGCAGACUGCAGCAGGACUUCCCGUCCACCGUCAGCACCAUCUACAGGACCAGCGAGAAGCUGCAGACAGCGGGUGGGGGCUGCUGUGAGGAGGACGGCAGGUGUCUACUGUGCCUUUGCAGCCUGGACACCGCUGCAGGGAAGGCCUCAGCGCUCCAGGCCAGGCUGAUCUCAGAGCAGCUCUGCUGUCAGAAACCUGCAGGGACGGUGAAGGUGGAACCGUCCCCCCCUGCUGGACCGUGCUGUUCCUCUGCAGAUGGAGAGUGUGGGAGCGCAGCAGGUGGCGCCGUCUGCUGCUCCUCAGAAGCUCCAGAGAAGAAGGACCUGCAGAAGCUGCUGUGUUACAGCUGCCAGCUGACCCUCAGAGACAUGUCUUCAGUGGCUCAUCUUCCCCAGUACAUCCUGACAGAGGCUCAGAGGAGGAAGAGGAGGUCUCUGAUGAAGGACGAGAUCAGUGAGUUCCUGCUGGAGGAAGAGGAGGGCAGCAGCUGAUCAGACAUGAGGAAGAAGACUCCUGGUGGGCAGAGAAGCUUGUUCAGGUGUAGCUCCCUCCAGAUCGGUUUUGGGAGACUAAAUCAGUUCUUUGUACCUUAGUGGCCUUUUAUUAAAAUGGUUUUGGUUUCAUGUUUCUGCAUCUAAUGCAGAAAUCCAGCAGCCAGAACAAACAUCUCAGGUCUUUGGCAGGAUUGAAGAGGGUUGCUGACAUCAGCAGGGACAAAAGCCACACCCACCAACACUUGAUGAAAACCUUUAUUCACACAUUUUUCUGGAAAAUAUUUCCAACACAAACACACAAGUAUUUACAGAAGAACGGGGGGGCUCAGGCCUUCAGACGCCGUUGAUGCAGGCGGCGGGCAGCGUGGACUUGUCCAGGUCAUCAAAGUAUGGGUGGGUCAUGGCCUCACGUGCAGAGAUCCUCUUGGGAGGAUUGUAGAUCAACAUUUUCUAAAAACACAAGGAGGGUUACUGAGGAGGAACUGGAUGUUCAAAAGUAAAGGUCUGGUUUUGAAGGGUUCUGCUGACCCCCGGUGGUGGUGGAGGGUGUUCUGAGAUCAUUAAAGAAUAAAAAGACUGAAAUGUUCCUUA